GUUUUCAUAAAUUUAACUUAGUUGCUAAAGAGCGAAAUAAAGAAGAAGGGCGAUGCAUUAACUAGCAUUGAGAAGAGGUUCAGGGAUACUAGCGGCCGCAACCAACUUUCUGAUGGUACUAAAACCAGUCCAAUCAACAAAAAAACUGCUUCCAGUCCUCAGAAUUCAAAAGAAAUGGCAAGUAUGAGAGAGAAAAUAAAAAUGCUUGAGGGUCUGGUAAAGUCAAAGGAAACUGCCUUGGAAACUUCUACAACUUCAUCUAUGAAGAAGGAAAAGGAGCUCCAGAGCAGAAUUAUGGAGCUGGAGAACAAGGUAGAGGAAGUCAAUCGGAAUUUUACUUUACACGAGGUAAGCUCAUACUGAUAUAGGUCGACACUAGAGCUAUUUGCAAAAGCAUUUUUGUUCCAUGAAGCUUGCAUUACAAACUUUUGCUUUCCAUCACUUAAUAACCUGGCUUGUUUGAGUCCACAUAUGCAAAUUGACUGCCACAUGUGACAAAAUUAACGGAAAGGACUAACUUAAAACCUAAAAUAAACGUAAGGGACCAAAUUGAUACUUUUUAAACGUAAGGGACCAAAUUGAAACCUAAAAUAAACGUAAGGGACCAAAUGUAUAGUUAAACCAUAAUUUUAUGUGGGCAAAUAUCUUUAUAUAAUUAUAUUAGCUAUUUAUCAAUUGGGAGCCUUAAUUGAUUAAGUGAUCAAAUAAAGUUAACAGGCUAAUUAGAUUUCUAUUUAGAAUUAAUUAAGUAAUUAAUUAAUUGGAUAUGGGCUCAAUAUGAGUGGAUGUCAGGAUGGUCCAUUUCGGAAUAAUGGGAACCCUAAUUGGCCAUCACACUAUAUAUAGGCUAUGGUCCCCAAUAUACCGUACAUGAGCAAAUAAUCUCUUCUCCCCAUCUGAAGAGAAUUCAAGGCAUUAGGGUACCGGUUGAGGAAGAACCACAAGCCAACGGAUGCUCGUCGUUCGUCUCUCUCUUUGUGUUUCAGGAUUGUUACCGAGAGACUCUACGGUUAGUUCAUCUAAUGGAUUCAUCAUCCAGGUAUUCCUAUUACUAUUACUAUAAUCUUGAUAAAUCAACAUGUCGUAGAUCCUGUUUAAAGAUACAUGCUCCUAUGUUUAUUUGGCUUCCGCACUAAAGUAAGAUUAUGGUUUUAAUCUUUGUUAUUGAGAGCAUGUUAUAUGAUUAAAUUAUUAAAUUAAUUCCAUCAGUUAUUGAUUGAAGAAAAUAAUAAAGGAUAAAAAGUAUAAUAAAGUAAUACAGUAUAUAGUAAAUUACUACAUUGUUAUAUCCGUGGAGCAGACAAGCUUGUCCAUUAUUAUGAUUCACCAAACCAAACCUAGCUCACUUAUUGCUCUAUAAAUUGUAAUUCACUCUUCCAACAUUGGUCCAUCCAUUUUCAUCAUAUAUGUACUCUUCUGAGUUAACAUUAUUGAUAUCUAUAUCUUUGCUUUUUAUCAUUAAUAAUUAUUUGAAUUAUAUUGUAAGCCACCGGCCAUGCUUUUUUCUUCUUCUUCUUCCUUUAUACUUCUAUUUCUUCAAUUCUUUGAUAUAACCUAACCUUCUAUGUCUAUGGCAAUUCAAUAUUCAUAUUUAGGUUGGAGCUUCAAGAUAUCCAUGAUGAAAGAGCUUGUUUUGUGUCUUCUUGUGUUAUUGACUAAUGCAAGUUCUUCGUAUGCUCGUUUAUUAUUGAACACAACCCAAGAAGAAGUCGUCGAAUUUAGAGAGCAACAUAGAAGAGCCAUGAUUGCUAAUGGACUUGGCCGGACACCCCCGAUGGGGUGGAAUAGCUGGAACCAUUUUCAAUGUGAUAUUACUGAGGACUUGAUCAAAGAAACAGCUGAUGCUAUGGUGUCAACAGGCCUUGCUGAUCUAGGUUAUCAAUAUAUUAACCUAGAUGAUUGUUGGGGUGAACUUAAUCGAGAUUCAAAGGGUAAUUUGGUUGCCAAAUCAUCAACAUUCCCUUCAGGAAUUAAGGCUCUAGCUGAUUAUGUACAUAGCAAAGGUCUAAAGUUAGGGAUCUAUUCUGAUGCAGGAAAUCUAACAUGCAGUAAAAAAAUGCCUGGAUCACUAGGGUAUGAAGAUCAAGAUGCAAAAACAUUUGCUUCCUGGGGAGUUGAUUAUUUGAAGUAUGAUAAUUGUGAUAAUAAUAAUAUAGACCCUAAAGAAAGGUACCCGCGAAUGAGUGAAGCUUUACUAAACUCGGGAAGGCCAAUCUUCUUCUCUUUGUGUGAAUGGGGAUCAGAAGACCCGGCAAUAUGGGGAAAAAGUGUAGGAAAUAGUUGGAGAACAACAGGAGAUAUUGAAGAUAAAUGGGAGAGUAUGACAACUCGCGCAGAUCAAAAUAACAAAUGGGCUUCUUACGCUGGACCUGGAGGUUGGAAUGAUCCUGAUAUGCUUGAAAUUGGAAAUGGAGGCAUGACAACAGAAGAAUAUCGUGCCCAUUUCAGCAUAUGGGCAUUAGCUAAGGCUCCUUUAUUGAUUGGUUGUGACAUUCGAGCACUGGAUGACACCACAAAGGAACUACUAAGCAACUCAGAAGUAAUUGCAGUAAACCAAGACAAACUAGGAGUUCAAGGGAAGAAGGUGAAAAGUAAUGAUGAUUUGGAGGUUUGGGCAAGUCCUCUCAGUGGUAACAGGCUAGCAGUCGUUUUAUGGAAUAGGAGUUCAUCGAAAGCAAUGGUAACUGCAGCUUGGUCUGACCUAGAUUUGGAACCAGGAACUUCGGUUGAUGUAAGAGAUUUAUGGCUGCAUUCAACACAAUCAUCAGUUUCAGGAGACAUAUCUGCUGAAUUAGAAUCACAUGCUUGUAAGAUGUAUAUCCUGACGCCCAGCUAAGUUCUCAAUAUAUUGAGAGGCAAUCUACAAUAUAGAAUGUUUAGUGGAUAUCCACAUAGUUGAAAUGUUCAUCCAUUCUUGAUAGAGAUUCUAAUUCACUAAUGUACUUAUCAGUGUUUCAGUCA
Molecule: messenger RNA, 2961 nt
Organism: Trifolium pratense (red clover)
Lineage: Eukaryota; Viridiplantae; Streptophyta; Magnoliopsida; Fabales; Fabaceae
Product: alpha-galactosidase-like
Exons: 16
Coding region: 1565-2836 (423 amino acids)
Biological process (GO): carbohydrate metabolic process
Molecular function (GO): hydrolase activity, hydrolyzing O-glycosyl compounds
Source: RefSeq, a predicted model, not a curated record